ACCACACCGCCGCAAACUCCGGCAGUCUUGCUCCGCCGCCGCUCCUCCGUCUCCAUCCGCCCGCCGAAGAGCGACCCGGGUCCCGGCUCAGCGGCACCAUGGCCAGCGUCCGCACGCUCCUUCUCGCCGCCGUAUGCUGCGCGUAUUUGUGGGUGGCUCGCGGAGAGGACGCGUCCUUCGAGACGCGCUCGCUGGAUUUCCCCAUGAAGACCCAAGAGGAGAAGGAUCUGAUUGACGCUUUGCAAGAAGUUCUCGAGAAGCUGAGGAACAAGGAGAUGCCCUCGGAGAAAAAGCUGGGCUGGCUUCCUUCGUGUGACGCGGGGGAGCAGUGCGCCGUGCGUAAAGGUGCCCGCAUCGGCACGCUGUGUGGAUGCCCGCGCGGGACGUCCUGUAACUUCUACGUGCUCAAAUGUUUGUGAAAGACCUCCGCAGUUCGGAUGAGAAGACCCCCAUUUAAGAGUUUGAUGUGACAUUAAAACACGCCAUGUCGAGUAAAGCGAGGCUUCCAUUGUCAUUUUCAGAUAAAAAAAAUAAUAAAGUCGUGCCAUUGCGGUGCGUUGUCACCAACGAGGUCUCGCAUUAAAGGAGAGAUUCAAGUUAAAGAUGGAAUUUAAAAAAAAUGUGUACAAGUUUAUGUUUGUUGA
Molecule: messenger RNA, 644 nt
Organism: Lampris incognitus (smalleye Pacific opah)
Lineage: Eukaryota; Metazoa; Chordata; Actinopteri; Lampriformes; Lampridae
Product: cocaine- and amphetamine-regulated transcript protein-like
Exons: 3
Coding region: 99-419 (106 amino acids)
Biological process (GO): cellular response to starvation; positive regulation of MAPK cascade; G protein-coupled receptor signaling pathway
Molecular function (GO): neuropeptide hormone activity
Source: RefSeq, a predicted model, not a curated record